CUCCAAGCGCGUCACUUCACAAACUACCUUUUUCUUUUUGUACUCGUCCUUGUCCCCAAUCUCUUCACCCUAAUAUUUUCGCGCGCUCCAUAAAUCGCGCACGUUAGCACUACCGUAAAGCAGCAAAACCCUCACUAUCUAUGAUGGAAAAUCACAUCGGACUUUUGAAGCUCCAUCAUGGCGUCAACUGGGUCGUCCUCAUCGCACCGUACGUCACUGCACAUAUGGGAACCGUACCACAACCACCACCACCACCACCACCACCACCACCGAUGGGUUACCGGUUUGACCCGAAUAUCAAGCUGAGUCCGUCAAUGGCGAUCAUUCUCGUCUGCCUCCUUACAGUCUUCUUCCUCCUUGGCUGCUUCUCCGUCUACAUCCACCAGAUCAUCGAGCGCCGACUGUUCCGAAACUUCCCCUACGGCGGAGGAAGGCCGCAGCCGGAGGCGGCGGGUGGCGUCGACCCUGCUGCGAUCGACACUUUUCCGACGUUUAAGUACUCCGAAGUCAGACGGCUCAAGAUAGGCAGUGUCGCGCUAGAAUGCGCCGUGUGCAUAAGUGAGUUCGAAGACGACGAGACUCUUCGGUUGUUGCCGAAAUGUAGUCACGUGUUCCAUUCUCACUGUAUCGACGCCUGGUUGGUUUCUCACGUCACGUGCCCGGUUUGCCGAGCCAACCUCGUUCCCGAACCCGGUGAGCUAUAUCCUACUAUGAAAACACUGAGUCGCGACUCAGACAGUGAACCGGGUUUUUCGGACCGUUCAUCGGAAAUAGUUGCAGCGGCCAAUGAUUUAAUCAUACGCGUACCAUCUCCUGAUGUGAUUAAUCCUAAUCAGAACCGUUCAUUUCGUGGUCAAAUGUCUUCUACAUCACACUCGACCGGCCGCUUACCGGUCCAACCGGAUGUGAAUUUUGAGCGGUUCACACUGAAGUUACCAGAGGAGGUACGCAACCGGUUGUUGUACUCGAGCUUGACCCGGACGACGAGUUGUGUGGUGUUUCCUAGAGAGAGGAGCUUGAGGAAGGGUUUUAGGAGUACAAGUGUGGGAACCGGUCGAGGAAGGAAUCAUUUAUUCUACGAGCGGUUUGAUAAGGAAGGACGGUCGGACCGGUGGGGGUUUAGCAUGACACCGUCAUACUUGUCACGGUCCGGUUCGGCUAGGGGUUGGUUUAAUCGUUUGUUUGCGAGGACCGACAAGGAUAAUGUUGGAGAACGGUCGACUGAUGGGCUAAGACAGGAUGGUGAAAAUUAGGGACAAUUUCUUACUAUUUUGCAAUUUAUAUUUUUAUUUUUUUCCGCAUAGCUUAAAAAGCUGAAAGUUUUUUCAGCUUUUGAGAUUGUGUGAUGGUCCUGAUGGACUAAUGUACAGUAGAAAGAUUUUGGUAUAUUAUAUAAAGACUCCCUUCAAAUAAAUAAAAA
This is a messenger RNA of Cornus florida, 1420 nucleotides long. RefSeq names its product E3 ubiquitin-protein ligase ATL15-like. The coding region runs from base 141 to 1253 and encodes 370 amino acids. The record is from RefSeq and is a predicted model, not a curated record. The transcript has a single exon. Lineage: Eukaryota; Viridiplantae; Streptophyta; Magnoliopsida; Cornales; Cornaceae.